Molecule: messenger RNA, 4889 nt
Organism: Anarrhichthys ocellatus (wolf-eel)
Lineage: Eukaryota; Metazoa; Chordata; Actinopteri; Perciformes; Anarhichadidae
Gene: hgfa
Product: hepatocyte growth factor a
Exons: 18
Coding region: 166-2331 (721 amino acids)
Biological process (GO): proteolysis
Molecular function (GO): serine-type endopeptidase activity; signaling receptor binding
Source: RefSeq, a predicted model, not a curated record
CAAGUAUAAGGGGGUUGAACCGAGGACGUGCGGUUUCUUGGAAAAGUGGCAACUGCGUGAGGAAGGCAAGUCUCGUGCUGGUCCUCAGCCUCUCUGGACUUUAUUCAGCCACCGAGUCUGUCGCGGAACAAAUCCGGAUUCUAACCUGCUUUCAACUUCCUAACCAUGAGGACAAACGUAUGGAUUUACCAAGCUGUGGUGUGUGUUGUGGUCACUAUAUUAAAUACAGGAUGUUGUAGGGCUCAUCACUCGUUACAGAAGUAUGAAAAGAGUGAAAGUCGCAUGCUGGUUUGCACAGACUGCCCUCAGCCUCCUUUGGUAAGGAAAAGCCGAUCCCAGGAACACUGCGCCCGCAAGUGCAAGAAGGUCAAGAAAAGCUUCAACUGCAGGGCUUUCAACUUUCAUCGGCACAACAGGAAAUGCCACUUGCUUCCUUUUGACCGCUUCACCCACGGUGUGCAAAAGCAGGCCAGCGUCAACUUUACCUUGUAUGAAAAAAAAGAUUAUAUAAGGGAGUGUAUCGUCGGCACCAAGGACAACUACAGAGGGAGGAGGUCUUGGACGAAGUCAAACAUCACUUGCCAAGCUUGGUCCGAUAAUAACAUCAAUGAACACACGUUUUAUCCUGAUAGGUACCCAACGCAAGACCUGAGGGAGAACUUCUGUCGGAAUCCCAACAACGAUCCUGGUGGUCCGUGGUGCUACACCACAGACCCCAAUGUACGAGCCGAGGAGUGUGGCAUACCACAGUGUUCAGAGGAAGUGUGUAUGACGUGUAAUGGGGAAGAUUACCGGGGCAAACUUGACCAUACGGAGAGUGGCAAGGAGUGCCAGAGGUGGGACUCAACCAGGCCUAACAAACACCACUUCCAGCCCAAAAAGUAUCGUCACAAAGAUUUAAGGGACAACUACUGUCGUAACCCAGAUAAUCGUCUUCGUCCCUGGUGCUACACCAUGGACCCCACAACUCUGUGGGAGUAUUGCAACAUCACCGUGUGUGAUUCUGACUCGUGUGAGGACGCAGAUGUCAAUGUAACAACAUCCUGUUUCCAGGGAAAGGGCACGGAUUACCGAGGCACAAUGAAUGUCACUCCAGAGGGUGUGACAUGUCAGCGAUGGCACUCCCAGUUGCCCCAUAAUCACUCCUUUCUUCAUCACAACUUCAAAUGGAAUUUGUGUAUGUGUUAUAGAGACCUUAGAGAGAACUACUGCCGUAACCCUGAUGGUGCAGAUUACCCAUGGUGCUUCACUACAGACCCUAAUCAAAGGAUAGCCAACUGCACCCACAUCCCCAGGUGUGAUGCUGAGGCCACACAAAAAAUAGAGUGUUUUGAAGAAAACGGAGAGACAUAUCGGGGCACUUUAUCCGUAACUCGAUCCGGUAUUCCCUGUGCAGACUGGUCACAUCACAUUAACAGUGGGGAUUCUCACUCUACAGAAUCCCAUGUAGGGCUGGAGAAGAACUACUGCCGGAACCCCGACCGGGACAAACAUGGCCCCUGGUGUUACACCAAUCCAAAUAACCGUUUGGCCUGGGACUACUGCAAACUAAAGCGCUGUGAAUCAGCUACAGCGGCUCCUCAACCGAACACUUUAACUGGGCCCAAGAUAUCAUGCUUUGUGCAUAUAAACACCAGAAUUGUAGGAGGACACCAAGUGCGAGGUACAGAUGGCAGCUGGGUUGUCAGCAUCCAAAGAGAGAAGGUUCAUUUGUGCGGGGGCUCCUUGAUCAGAGAGGAUUGGAUUUUGACAGACCAACAGUGCUUCACCUCCUGUGUUCCAGAUCUGAAGGAUUACAGUGUGCAGGUUGGUCUGCGCCACCUCAAUGAAUCCUCAAGCCACCCGAGACUACGCAUCUCUCGCCUGAUCUGUGGCCCGGAAGGAUCCAACCUGGUUAUGCUGAAACUAGAAGAUCCCGCCCCUGUGUCUGAAGGUGCCUCCACUAUUCAUCUUCCAGUAAAAGAGUGUCACAUCCCCGAGGGCACCAACUGCACCAUGUAUGGAUGGGGGGAAACCAAAACCACCGGAUACGAUGAGGCGCUGAACGCUUUGACCAUGCCCAUGGUCACCAACGACAUGUGCUCACAAAUCAAAGGGGACGCCGGGGAAAGCAGAAUAUGUGCCGGUGGCAAGAGAGGAGAGGGUGUGUGUGAUAAAGACAACGGCGGUCCAUUGGUUUGCCAGGAGCAUGAGCGCAAAGUCAUCAUCGGCGUGAGCAUCCAAAGGACAAAAUGUGCCUCGUCACAGCCUGCGCUUUUUGUUAACGUUGCCUUCUACUCUGAGUGGAUAUACAAGGUGUUCAAACUUUACCCCAGUUUGGAGAGGAAAUGAUGGCGCGGUGUGAAAAUCAACCCACGUGCACACGACUUCACCGCAGCCUGUGAGAGGAGGGGCGGCUUUGGGGCCAACAAAUUCAAAGGUGUCUCCAGCAUGGACCACGGGGGGAGAAAUGAGGAGGAACACCUUAUAGAAAGUGCUCAUUUCGGGAUUUAAUGGCUGAAUUUGUCGUUUUACGGAGAUGACAGAUUAGUGAGUGAAGACCGGAUGAAGGAAAUGGAAUCUCAUCCAUUCUUCCACUUCCAAGACAUCCCGGUUGUUAGCAUUAAUAUCCUUUUUUACAACCAAAGCCUCGAGCACAUGGACGACAUACUAAUUGUACUUUAACAUAAUCCGAUUUUCUGAAGCGACCCAAACAAAGACAAUGAGAAUGACACGCGUGAUUUAAUAUGAUCUACCUGGAAUUUACUUGAAUAUGGACAGAAGACAGUUAUCUGGAGGUUACCGCACGAAGUACCCUACUGUGACUGGGACUUCCUGUUUUCUUCUGUGUUAAGCUGGACUGCAAACUAAGUCUUAAUACUUCCAACACAAAUGAGUGGUGGAUGAAUUGUUAUGUCCCUAAUCUGGUCAUACAUUUUAGCAUACUCUACAGAUAUCACAGAAAAAAAUAAUAUUUGGUUUCUGAAAUGAUCCAACAAAAUAAUAUGGUAAUACCAAAAGGGAGAACAAAUAUAAGCAUGAAAAUAAUAUUAUCAGUUCGGUAGUACAGACGGUAACAGUCCCAAAAAAAAAAAAAAAGCCUCUAUAAGUCCAGCAAAGGUUAAUGUUUGGCUUGAGGUAUACCAGUAGUUGCGUAUGUAAAAUACACUAUUGCUGCUUGAAAAGCUUACUGCAGCAGCCUUGGCAAACCCAUGCAGCGCUAAUUGUGUGCAGUAGCUGGACUACCUUUUCCCCAGUUAGCUGUAACUGUUACGAUUCCCUGUGAGAGGGUCGAUGAAGGACUGAGCGAACUGCUCCAAAAUCUUGUGCUGAUAUUUGUAGCAUGAGAGAGCGAAGAGCCGUGCCAAAUAAAACAUGGCUAUUUGGUCUCCGGUUUGGAGGGAACUUUGGCCCCUGGUGGGCUGUGUGUGUGGUCAGUAGGAUGUUUUAUAUUUUGUUGUUGUUGUACAUAGCCGCAGAUUUACUGUUUCUGCUGUGCUGUAAGAUAUUAUAGGUCUUAUAGAUCUGGAAUAUGUUUGGUUCACUGAGUAAUGUCAGAUUGGCUUCUUCUUGCCUUUUGAUUGUGUUUGAUAUUUAAAGAGACUGGUAGCUUGUAAGUAGUAUUUAGGUAUAUUUAUUUUUCUAAGCAGAAGUCAUCUUUUGAAAGGAAUCCAGAUGUUGGUGUGAUAUUGAGAUAUUAGUUUCUUUGUUCUGAGAGUAAUCAUGACUCCCCAGACUAACGGGUGCAUUAUUGACUCGCCGGUAAAAGCCACACAAACAUGAAAUGACUUGCUAGGUUACAUUGUGUGCUUCAUUUGGUUGAACAUUUUAAUUCAUUGGUGCUUGUUGGCUAAAUUUGUAUUGUUCUGCCCAGAGUUUAACAUGCAUUUACUGUGCAUUAUAUACACAAUGCGCACUGCGUAUCGCACAAUGUUGUACUUCCACGUUAAAUGCACAGAUGAAUAUAGGCAUUAGAUAGAAGAUGAAGACAUUGAAAUGCAAGUUUUAUACAAAACAAAACAAAAACGAUAAAAAAAAGAUCUUACGUGAAGUUUCUUGCAAUUAGCAUCAUCAAAAUAAAGCCGAUUUAAGUGAAUCAAUGCAGGUGAUAGCAGAGGAGUACAUUAUAACUGAAUAUUAAUAUGUGGGAUGUUUAGUUAGUUAGACUAAAAAAAAAAGAAUGUCUUUCUUUCAAAUUUCUCCAUCAGUGACCAUUUCUGAUUGGCCUGUCGUCCUUUAUUCCCUUUAAUUAAACCAGAACGACCCUAUGACUGCCAGCUCAGUUAGUAUUAAAAGCAGUGUAUUUUACUCACAUUUGUGUGGCUCCUACUGAAAAGAACAAUGUAUACUAUUGUCAGCUCUGAGAUGAAUGUUCUGAAUAUCACAUGAAAAACGUUACAUAGCAAUAAAGGAACAAAUAUUAAUAUUGGGGGCUUUCCCAUCAGCCUUUUGAGUCAUUUUGCCGUUGUUGGUUUCAAAGACCAUAACUGUACACAAUAACUCUGGCCUUAAUCAUCUUGCACAGGUUGAAACCAAGGGGCAAGCCUCUCAAAUACCAGUUUAAACGAAGACUGUUUCAUUUAAAGGCAACGGACUAAGAUGAGUGAAACCAAAUCUAUAUUCUUGGUCAAUGUGGCGGAUCUUAUAGUUGUAUUGUAAAUUGAUUGUCAGGCAUUGUAACUGUUAUUUAAUUUACCUUCAUGUAAAUAGCCCAGUGCAUUCUGUAAAUUACACUUUGUAAUUUUUGUAAAUGAUAUACUUAACUAUUUUUACUUCAUGAUCAUUCUGUUUAUAUGUUUGUAUACUGUAAACUUUAAAUAUAACAGCUGCUAUUUUGUGUUAGUGAGUUGUUUUAUAUAUCGAUGACCGUUUCUGAAUUUUCUAGCCUUUGUAUUAUUACUAUUUUAAUA